ACCAAUCUAAUCUAGCCGUUAAUUUAGCAGGGGUAAGAUCGUAAGAUCGGGUUUGAGCCCUGCCGCUAAUCACCGCCCUGCUAACCAAUCACUUGGUCUCUUCCUUCUGCUUCUGUUUCUUCUCUUCGUUCGCAUCUGCCGCUGUCGCAAGUAGAUCGAGACCGUAGUGGCUGCCGUCGCUGUCUUCCCUCACCCGCCAUCGCAGAGAGCCGCCGCGGCCGCCGGCGCAUCGAGGGUUCCGGCCAUCGCAUCGAGCCCCCGCGGCCGCCGUCGCAUCGAGGGUUCCGGCCGUCGCAUCGAGCCGCCGCGGCCGCCGUCGCAUCGAGGGUUCCGGCCGUCGCCGCCGCCACCCGGCGUCGCAUACAACUCGCCGCCUCUAGCACGGCACAUCGGCCGUCGCCUCCACCCAGCCCCAUUGGCUGUCGCAUCCAACCGGAAGACGCCAGCAUCGCUGGGACAACUGUGGAACAUUGACGCCGCCGCCCUAGCUGUCAGUACGCCCUCAACCGCAGGUUUACUGUGUUGUGUGCAAUGGAAGGCGGUGGUAGCAGUAUUGAGGAGCAGGAAGAGUAUGCUACGAUAAUAGGCAUGAAAUUUCCUAGUGAGUUGCAUGGUUUUCAGUUCUACAAUAAGUAUGCUAGAGAGAGAGGUUUUAGUGUAAGGAAGGAUUACUGCAGGCGUGAUCGUUUUAGUGGGAUAAUAAUUCAUCGUAGAUUCACAUGCUCAAGGGAAGGAUUUAGAAAGGAGUUAUAUAUGGAUGUUUCCAACAGAAGUAGGGAGCCACAGGCACUAACUCGUUGUGGUUGCAAAGCUCAGUUUGAGAUUAAACUAUAUCAGAAAGAAGGUAACUGGUAUGUCGUUAGGUUUGUGUCGAAGCAUAACCAUCCGUUGUGUAAAGGUGAUCAAGUGCCAUUUCUCCGCUCACAUCGUAGAAUAACUCCUGCAGAACAGGCUAAGAUGGUAGAAUUGAGAGAUGUAGGUUUGCAUCAGCAUCAAGUGAUGGAUAUAAUGGAGAGAGACCAUGGUGGUUAUGAGGGUACUGGUUUUACUUCUAGGGAUAUGUACAAUUUUUUUGUGAAGCUGAAAAAGAAACGGAUUAAAGGUGGAGAUGCUGACCAUGUUCUUAAGUACAUGCAAGCACGGCAGAAGGAUGAUAUGGAGUUCUAUUAUGAUUACGAGAUAGACCAAGCAGGAUGCUUGAAGAGGCUAUUUUGGUCGGACCCGCAAUCAAGGAUAGAUUAUGAUGCAUUUGGUGAUGUUGUUGUGUUUGAUAGCACAUAUCGUGUAAACAAAUACAAUCUCCCCUUCAUUCCUUUUGUUGGGGUCAAUCACCAUGGGUCAACUGUGAUAUUUGCAUGUGCUGUAGUUUCAGAUGAAAGGGUUGAGACAUAUGAAUGGGUCCUACGCCAGUUUUUAACUUGUAUGUGUCAGAAACAUCCCAAGUCUGUGAUCACUGAUGGAGACAAUGCAAUGCGUCGGGCAAUCCUACAUGUGUUUCCCAAUUCUGACCAUAGGUUGUGCACCUGGCAUAUUGAGCAAAAUAUGGCACGGAACCUUAGUCCAGCCAUGCUUUCAGAUUUUAGAACACUUGUGCAUAGUGAGUUUGAUGAAGAUGAGUUUGAAAGAAAGUGGGUAGAGUUUAAGAUUAAGCAUAAGGUAUCGGACGACAAUAAGUGGUUGAAGAGGAUGUAUAAUUUAAGGAAAAAGUGGGCAGCAACAUACACUAAAGGGAGGGUUUUUCUCAGCAUGAAGAGCAAUCAACGCAGUGAAAGCUUGAACUCAAAACUUCAUAGGUUGUUGGAUCGUAAGAUGAGCCUAGUUAUUUUGGUGGAGCAUUAUGAACAUUGUUUGUCGCGUAUCCAUCACCAAGAGGCAGAGUUGGAUGCAAAGGCUUCACAAUCAGGUACCAUUUACUGCUAAUGAAGCUACACUAAUUGAGAAGGAUGCAGCACGUGUGUUCACGCCUAAAAUUUUCAAAAAGGUGAAGGUUGAGAUAUACAUGGGCAUCAAUUGAGAGGUAAUAGAUACCAUCGAAGAGGACCAAUGUGUAAGGUAUGUAUUGCAUUUGAUUGGAAAAGAUAAAAUUGUCAUUGUGACCUGCAUGUUUGAGGAAGCAUUACUGUGUAGCAUGGCCUGUCCUUGCCGGAAAAUGGAGUGUCAGUACAUACCAUGUCAUCACAUAUUUGCAGUUUUGAGUUAUUUACAGUUAGAGGCCAUACCAAGCUUCUGCAUAGCACGACGGUGGACAAUGCAAGCAAAAUCUGCAUUUCCUUCAGAUAGGUAUGGUGAAGUUUACACAUGGUCAGACCAGAUGGAACGCUAUCGUCAACUACGAACAGUGGCUAGUGAAGCUUUUUUCCGAUGUUCCAUGACAGAAGAAAGUACACUGAAGGUGAUGAAAAUGCUAGAUAAUUUGAUGCUUGAAGAUGACUGUAGUGCAAAUUGUGACAACUUUGAGAUUCAGUUUGGUCAUGUGGUUCGUCAAAGUAUGCGCACUGACAUUGAAAGUAGUGAGAAAGUGCUUGAUCCAGAACUAGUUGUCCCUAAAGGAGCUCCUACAAAGAGAAUGAGAGGUUUCUUGGAGAAACGCAAGAGGAAAUGUGGGUUUUGUCGUUUGACGGGACAUACAAUAAGAACUUGCCCUGUUUACCUAAGGCAAGUUGUCCUAUUUGUUAUUAACCUCUUCAUAAAGCUAAUAUUGUUUUAUUCACUGAAAUUGUAAUGUUACUUUGAACAUAGUACUUUCAGUCCACGAAGACAUAAGACGUCUUGAGUCUGAACAUGGCAAACUACAUGAAGCGUCUACAUCUCAAGUUACCAAUAGGAUUUAGGG
Messenger RNA from Oryza sativa Japonica Group (Japanese rice), 2833 nucleotides. Lineage: Eukaryota; Viridiplantae; Streptophyta; Magnoliopsida; Poales; Poaceae. The record is from RefSeq and is a predicted model, not a curated record.